AUCCACAAAUUUUUAAUUGUCUGCUAACUUCAUGAUCAUAACUGCAGUAUCAUAUUAUAGUACCGCAAAAAAAUUUUCUUUGAAAGAAUAAAAAAAUUUAACUGUCAUUUUUCAUCGGCUAAAAUUGGCCCUAAAGUGACCAUAAAUGGUACAUUUACCCUAUAGCUUAAAUUAUACGCCCUUUUGGCUUUCAAAUUUUUUUUUAAAUUUCAGCUUUAAAAUAAAUCUACAAUAUUUAUUUAUUUAUUUAUUUAUAAAGAGACCAACAGCCAUAUGGCCAGUAACAGGGUCACAAUAAGACACAUAAGUAUAACAAAAGAUGAUGUGGCAUCGAGUAUUAGCAUACAAAAAAAAUUAUAGGAUAGAUCACUAUGAUUUGUCUUCCAAAAAAUAUAUAAAUAUAAACAAUAAUAAAAAAAGAUAUAAAGAAACAAAAUUUAAAUUACAUUUUUGAAGACAAGCUACUAGUGUAAAUAGUUACCAGUGCAAAAGUUACCAAUAUGAUUACCAAUUAAAAAAAAAUUAUACGCCCUUUUGAAUUUAAACUUAGGUCCUGAAAAAAUCUAAGCCCUCUUUGAAUUAGUGGCGCGAUAUUUUUAUAAAUUACUUACAUUUGCUUAUAAUUGUUUAUAUUAUAAUAAAAUAUUUUUUUAUCUUUUAUAUCUUGAAAUUUUUUUGCUUCGUAAUCUGGUAGCCGUUAGGCGAAUUUAUAACACGAAUGAAUGAAAACGUUGAUAAAUAAAAAUGACAAGUGUAGAAUUAGGCAGAAUAUAUAAAAACGAUUUGAAUAAAAAAAAAUAAAAUAAGAUAAAAAAUAAAGGAUCAUAAAAGUGAUAUAAAAAAUUAUUUGAUGAGAGUAGUAAGAAACUGUUGUUAAUAAGUGACGCGUGUACGACAGCUGGUUUUUAAAAUUUUUUUCGUCUUAAAGUCUCAAGUGCAUUGAAAAUUUUUCGAGUACUCGAGUGACGAAAGGCCGACAGGUCAAAAAAACUCAUUUACUUUUGCCCCCAAUGGUUAAAAAUUAUUAUUUUUCGUCUUCCCAAACCUGUCAAAGAAAAAAAAUUAACUAUCGCUUCUGUUAAUAUCAAUCACUUUGGGUAAAAAACCUCACACUAAACCCAUUGUAUUAAUUUUUUUUUAUUCCUCUAAUCUCAGUGCUAAAUAUUUAUUGUAAACUGAGCAACCGCGACUGUAAUGUAGUAAUUUUAUCUUUAUGUUAAUAUUAUUUAGAAUUAAAUAUUAUAACUUAUGGUAAAUAAAACUCAAGAGUCCAUACAAUUUGUACUAAUACUUAUAACUUACAAGAGGACAACGCACUUGAGUCAUUAACUUGUAAGCAAGUAAGAGUUGCAAGAACGAUAAAGCUCGAAAAAAAAGUUAAAAAAACGAGUAGUGAAUUUUAUAAAGGGACUGGAAUGAGAUGAAGAUGACGAACGAUCACACAGAUGUUUGGUAGCACCCUUAGUCCCCACAUGAGCAUUUUGGACCCCUAGUUGAUAUGAGUUCCAAGUGCAUACAGUUACAGAGUUUAAAGUUCUGAGUUAUCCGUUUAGUUCUCAGCUUCAUGUCUUCUCUUCUCUUCUCUGAUAUGAUAAGUAACGUAAAGUUCUUCAUCAAUAGGCUGUAAGCCACGCGAGUGGGCGGCGCAGAGACUUGGUCCUGCAUUCCCUUUGGGCCUUCGAACUUCGCUGAAGGGCUGGUGGGGAUGAAUAUCUUUGGAUUCGUCUUUUAAAUUUAUUCUAACGUCGCUGGCUUAUCUUGAGUCAGUUUACUCGCAUCUCUGGAUCAGGCCAGUAAUAGUCCUGUCAACUAACAACUUCAUGACUCCACGUGAGCAAGUGUUUACAUAAAUUUAACAACAAAUACUUAUACUUAUUUGUACGUCGAUAUGUACGCAGAUAAAUUUUUUGAUCAUACAUUAGAUAUCAACCGGUUGUCAAUUAUCGAAAAUACCCGGGAAUUUGAACGUAACUUUGAAAUUGAUCGAAAUACGCCGGCGAUUGUUGACGGCAGGUUUUCUUGGAACAUGUCUUCACCCCUGUCAACCUCCAGUCCAAGUGCCAAUGAUUGGGACCACUUGUCAUCGACGACAAUAUUUGAAUAUCCGCCUAGUAAUCGCGCCACUGCAUUAACUAUCGGAAUAAAUUCACCCGGUAGCACUGGAAGUGAAGUAAAUACUCCGACUUCCUGGACCGGGGGCUUCCCAGGAAGUGAUUACGGCGAGCAGUCCAAUGAUGAGACAAAUGACAACACUUGGGCAAGUCAACGACUGCCGCCUGUCAACACUGCGUUUUCAUUCUCGCGUAAUUUUUCAAAUGGUAAUAAUUUUUUUGAUGAACAUGAUCAGACUCAGUACCAAGAUUUAAAUGACUGUCAUGAGUAUCAAGACAGCAUGUAUGCUGAAGAACUGCGUCUUGAAUUACCGAAUAUGCCCAUUGAAUCGGUAUCUUAUCUAGAAGACUCACAGGAUUUUAGUUGUCUUCAGGCUGUCGAUGAAUUUGACCUGAGUCUUAUUCGCGGGGAUCCGACGACUCUUGUAUCAAAUGACACUUCAGCUGGAACUUUGUCGUCUUUUGCAAAUGACCGUAUUGAUAAUUCUCUUACUACCUCGACAUUUGAUCGUUUCGCUGUUGGUCACAUAAUUAAUAAUCCGAGUUCAGAUAAUAAUUUUAUGGGAUUUAAACCUCAAGAACAACAUGAUAAUCAGCUUGUGGUGUCACAGAACGAUGGACCGGUGCUGGAUAAACGCAACACUCAGACCAAAGGAAAUAAAAUUCAUGAAUGUCUUUGGAUUAAUUGCGGGUGUGUCUUUGACAAUCUCGAUGGCUUGGUGAGGCAUAUAGUGAAACUUCAUAUCGAAUCCUCUGCUAAUAACGGCCACGGCGGAAGAAGAUCCCACAAGGAUAAAGAUAAAGAAGCGGGAUCGAAUUCUUCGAGCGAUGAAUUUGCGUGCAUGUGGCAGGAUUGUCCGAGAAUGCGCCCUUUUAACGCGAGAUACAAAUUACUCAUUCACAUGAGAGUCCACAGCGGGGAGAAACCCAACAAAUGUCCGUUCGCAGGAUGCAAGAAAGCGUUUUCCCGGCUGGAGAAUCUUAAGAUUCACCAGAGAUCCCACACUGGGGAACGGCCGUAUGCGUGUCCGCACCGCGGAUGCACCAAAGCUUUUAGCAACAGCAGCGAUCGUGCUAAACAUCAACGAACUCACUUCGAUACGAAACCUUACGCCUGCCAAGUAACUGGCUGCGGUAAAAGAUACACAGAUCCAUCAAGUCUUCGUAAGCAUGUGAAGAAUCAUACAGAGAUACCUGGGCCAGUAAAUAAUUCCCAGUCGCUGCGAACUGUACCGAGCAAUUCAUCAAAAGUAAAUUUCCAAGAUGAGAUGAGUAUCGACAGCAAAUGGUCUGGUCUCGAUGUCAUUGACGACGAACCAGAGUUCGUUCCUUUUGAAACCGUAGGAAGACUACUCGGAGAUGAAGAAAAUUGCAUUGCUCUAGAUAGUAUAGCUUACGAUAACGGUAUCGCCGAGUGUCAAGAUUUGAAUCCAGAAAUUGAGCAGCAGUUUUUAGAUCUCAGUACUUUUGAUGAAACGGAUUUUAUUGACGGAUAAUAAUCAACAUUUAUUAAUAUUAACUAUCGAUUAAUUG
This is a messenger RNA of Microplitis mediator, 3644 nucleotides long. Its product is annotated as zinc finger protein 554-like. Lineage: Eukaryota; Metazoa; Arthropoda; Insecta; Hymenoptera; Braconidae. The record is from RefSeq and is a predicted model, not a curated record. Gene Ontology annotation, molecular function: RNA polymerase II cis-regulatory region sequence-specific DNA binding; DNA-binding transcription factor activity, RNA polymerase II-specific. Gene Ontology annotation, biological process: regulation of transcription by RNA polymerase II. Gene Ontology annotation, cellular component: nucleus. The coding region runs from base 1889 to 3607 and encodes 572 amino acids. The transcript has 5 exons.